AUGGUGGAGGAAAAGGCCUCCAAGGAUAGCAUUGCGCCAGCGGACCCCCCCAAAGACCCCGCAGACACCAAGGGAGACUGGGAGAGGGGCGCAGAAGUACAGGCUGCGCAAAGGGGGGAUGUGGGAGAGGUCCCUGAGGAGAGGCCGCAGCCCUCACAGGGCACUGCAGUCAGCUUGUCCCCACAAUCCAUGUCCCCGGCAAAUAUAUAUGCCAAACCAGAGCCCCAGCACAGGAAAGAGACCCCAGCAGGCACCGCCCCCGUCCCUAGGCCUGUUGUCGCAGUUGCCCCUAGCAACCGACCCGCAGGCAGACGACCCUCCUACAGUACCCGAACUCCCGGUGUCCCAGUGCGUCCUCACCCGACCGCGUCCCGGCGUGAAAGACCGAUCCGGCCGGGUGACGCGCAAGUAAAGGGACCCGGAAGCGGCGCACCGGAAGUGACGUCAGGCCGAGGGCGCACGCGCCCAUACCAAAGAUGGCGGCCGCGGCCUCCGAGAAGGCCGCAAACGAAGCCGGGGGCUCGAUUAGCGGCCCCCGCGAACGGAACCGAGCGGCCAGCAGCGCCAGAGGCCCCAAGCCUCCGCCAGCACCAGGACCGCAGCCCGACCCCAAAACACCCCCGGAACACCCGCAGGCCGCCCCCUGACGCCGAGGAUCCAGGCAAGGACCCCCAGGGCCACACACCCCGACAGACAGGCGACGGAGGAUGGGGGAGGAGGGGGGGAGCAUGUGGAGCUAAAGCAUCCAGGCCCAUCUCAUACAUACCCAGGAGGAUGCGGACCAGGCACCCCCCUCCAGACCGACAGCAGCGCAGGGGACAUCAGGAAAAAACGCCACAGGUGCUGUGCGGAGAACUGGCGCCCCCGACCGCAGUCGCGGCGCCAGCAGCCUGA
Messenger RNA from Nanorana parkeri, 894 nucleotides. Its product is annotated as proline-rich protein HaeIII subfamily 1-like. Lineage: Eukaryota; Metazoa; Chordata; Amphibia; Anura; Dicroglossidae. Bases 1 to 894 code for a protein of 297 amino acids. The transcript has a single exon. The record is from RefSeq and is a predicted model, not a curated record.